AACGAUAAAUAACAUCCUAUUGUGACCUGUUUAUUUAAUUGAAACCCAUGUGUUGAUAACAAAUAUGCACAAUUGUAUAUAUUUCUACUUGCAUUUAACAUUUGAAGUACAUUUUGUUGAUAUUAUUUUAUUUUAUAUAAAAAAUAUUAAGAGACAAAAGAGUUGCUAAGCACCGUAAUUUGUACUUGAUUCGUUGGUACAAUGGAAAUUUUAAAGUUCUAGGAGAACUGAAAAGUAUAUUGAAAUGGAUAGCGAACUAAAAAGUCAUGAUUUACGUUCGAGUUUCUCUUCAGAAACCGAGUUGCGCAAACGAACUCAAGCGUUGGCAAAUCAGGCUAAAAAUUUGCAUCCUAAAGCAGAUACUAUUGAAUACAAGGAAAGACAACAUCAGCAACAAAAUGGCCAUAAAGAAAAAGAGUUUUAUCCGAUGUCUCCUUCUGCCCAUAAAACAUCUUAUCAGCUUACUCGAACACCUCCGAUAAAAACACCAACCACAAUUACGUCAGCAGAAACGACAAGUAAAGUAGCCUCAGUAUUAAUGAACUCUAAUCUGAAUGUUGACAUAACCCCGAAUCGCCGUUUCAGUGAAAGUUCGGCAGAUGAAUUGUACAGAAGUGAUGAAUCAACUAAGCGAACUGCUUUAAAUAAAAUCAUGGGGUACAAGGCUUUGGUUAAUACUAAUAACUCCAACGCUCAGCUCUCUAAUAGAAGAAAAUGCCCUCGAUUCUCUAACGAUGACGAUGACGAUGGGGAGAGCUGUUGUUGUUUUGAUGGGGACAAUAGAAAAAGACGCUUAAGUGACGCUAUCGAUGUCGGAAUACGUGUAAUGCUAGUAUUUAUUUUUAUAUCACUGGAAACAACAAAGCCAUUCAAACGAAAAGUUCAUCCCGAAGAGAUGUGGCUGUACAAAAAUCCUCGCACCCCAGACAUAGUUUCGGCUCAGACACUCAUAUUAUCUGUGAUAUUUGGUCCAUUAUUUGUAACAUUGUUUAAUUUGUGGCUGUCGAGAGAUCGGCGUGACUUUCGCGCAGCAAGCUGGGUUUGGACUUUGGCGCUUGGAUUAAAUGGUGUUACAACAAGCCUCUUGAAAAUAACAGUAGGGCGUCAUAGACCUGAUUUCUUUUACCGCUGCUUUCCUAAUGGUAUUGUAGUACUCAACAACGCCACCGAUUCAAAUGGUUCGCUGGACUAUUAUAAUUGCACUGGUGACUUACGUCAAAUAUGUGAGGGCCGUAAAAGUUUCCCCAGCGGCCAUGCUUCCUUUGCUUUUGUUGGGUUAGGUUUCAUCGCUAUUUAUGUAGCCGCCAAACUACAUGCACUGAGUGCGCGUGGUCGCGGUCAAUCCUGGCGUUUAUGCGUUUCAAUAUUGCCGUUAAUUUUAGCAGCUUUGAUAGCAGUUAGUAGAACUUGCGACUAUCAUCACCACUGGGAGGAUGUUGUGGCCGGUAGUUUAAUUGGAUUAUUUUGUACUUAUGUAGUUUAUAGACAAUAUUAUCCUUCAUUAUACUCGAUUCAUUGUCAACGCCCCUAUUUGCGAACAUGUGAAAGAUUGACACAAAAUUAUAAGCAGUUGAAUCUACAAUCAAAGACACAUGAGUGUUUAUCUUCAAAAGAAAAUAUAAACGAAGUGAGCGAUCUUCCCGAGGAUGAACGCCGUCGACUUAUUUGAACGGGUAUAAUGUUAGUUAAGAACUUCAAAAAAUUAAGUAUUGUAAUAUAUUUAAGUAGAAUAAUUAACAUUAUCAUUAUCGUAAAUGUAUAAAAAAACACAAAUGUAAAUAUUUAUAUAUUUCAAUAGGAAACAUGGGCCGAAAAUUAUUGUUUUAAUUUAGUAAAUGCUUUAAUUAUAUUCAAAAAGUUUAACUUAAAUCAUUUUAAUUAUUGUUAUAAAAAAUUUAAGUCAGACAUCUUUACUAAUGGCUGUUUAGUCAAAAUUUUUCUGCAAGAACAAAAGUGAAAUGUCUUUGAAGUUUUAAGCUGCCUCCGAGUUAAUGACUAUUAAAGUCAAUAUCCUCUUACAUUGAGGUAAUUCCAGGAUGUUUACUAUUAC
Molecule: messenger RNA, 2050 nt
Organism: Bactrocera oleae (olive fruit fly)
Lineage: Eukaryota; Metazoa; Arthropoda; Insecta; Diptera; Tephritidae
Product: PA-phosphatase related-family protein DDB_G0275547
Biological process (GO): phospholipid dephosphorylation; phospholipid metabolic process
Molecular function (GO): phosphatidate phosphatase activity
Source: RefSeq, a predicted model, not a curated record